This is a messenger RNA of Miscanthus lutarioriparius, 645 nucleotides long. Lineage: Eukaryota; Viridiplantae; Streptophyta; Magnoliopsida; Poales; Poaceae. The record is from the annotation of a GenBank genome assembly.
AUGGUCGUUAGGUGGCUGCAAAUUGCAAUGCUUGUGUCUGCUAUUGGGAGAUGCUGGUCAGAUCAGCUGUGGAGCAGUCAAGAAGUACCCCACGAACAGGAUGCUCGGCUGACGGCAAGUUACAGAUGGAAAGGAGCAAAUGCUGUUGAAUUCAUCAUGGACCAUGCUGAGAUAUCCAUUGCAUUGGUCCAGGAGAGCAAGAUCAAAUCUAUACUAGCAGUAGUCCCUAAGUGCACAGCCCAUCUUAGAGCCAUUGUUAGUUUCGGAGAUUUUACAAGUGAGAUGAAAACUGAAGCUGAGAAAUUUGGUGUGUCUUGCUUUUCUUGGGAAGAAUUUUCUUCAAUGAUAAAGGAAGGGCUUGGAGGGCGUAUACGCCUCAUGACAGCAGGACCAGCACCUUUGCCAGGGCAAAUCGAAGAGUUCAUGCGGGUAACCAGCUGCAGCAUUGUAGUACAAGGAUAUGGGCUCACUGAGAGUUGUGCAGGAUGCUUCACAUCAAUCGCCAAUGUUUUCUCAAUGAUUGGUACAGUUGGCCCUCCUGUCACAACAAUCGAAGCACGACUGGAGUCUGUCCCUGAAAUGGGCUACGAUGCACUGUCAGACAUGCCGCUUUUGUGCCCAAGUCCUGAUCUAUUGAUCUCUUAG